AUUUUCAAUCUCACAGUUAAUUAUUAUUUCUUUUUUUGUGUCAACAAGGAUCGUUUUUUGAUUUUCGGUGUCAAAAUGUCGAUUCAACAGAGACCAGUUUCUCAACUAAUUCGAGGCUCUGAUUUUCCCGAGGAUGUGCCUAAAAAACGUUCACGAGAAGAUUUUAAAAAGGAAAAGGAAUUGGAGGAAUUAAGGAAAGCGGGUACAGUUCCAGCUCUUGUCGAUGAAGAUGGUAAAGACAUUAACCCUCACAUCCCACAGUAUAUUUCAAUCACCCCUUGGUACUAUGGCUCUUCUGGACCAACAUUAAAACAUCAGCGACCACAAGAUGAAAAUAAAUCCAAGAUUGCUCGUGUUGAUGAAUGGUACCAACGAGGAACAACAAACAAAAUUACAACCAAUUAUAGACCUGGAGCUUGUGAGAACUGUGGAGCCAUGGGACAUAAUCGAAAAUCUUGUUUCAAGAAGCCAAGGAAGAUUCCAGCCAAAGUAUCGGGGAUUGUUACAGCUCCAGAUGACGUCGAGGUAGCUAAACUUAAUUUAGAUUAUGAUGGCAAAAGAGAUCGGUGGAAUGGGUAUCGUCCUCAGAUGUACAAAGCCGUUGUUGAUGAAUAUGAAAAACUUGAAGAGGCUAAAAAAACUCUUAAAGAAAAAGGGGAUUCGGAUUCUGAUUCCGAUGAAGAAGAUAAAUACGCCGAUCAUAUUGAUAUGCCUGGUACAAAAGUCGAUUCCAAACAAAGAAUUACUGUGCGAAAUCUUAGAAUCAGAGAGGACACAGCCAAAUACCUUCGAAAUUUAGAUCCUGAUUCGGCUUAUUAUGAUCCGAAAACUCGUUCCAUGAGAGACAAUCCUUAUAAAAAUACAUCGAAGAAUUCAACUGAUCUUCCUUACGCUGGUGAAAACUAUGUUCGACAUUCAGCUGAUGCCGUUAAAGUUGGACAAGCUCAAUUAUUCGCUUGGCAGGCUCGAGAUAAAGGUGUCGAUAUUCACCUUCAGGCCGAACCAACAGCAAUGGAAAUAAUUCGCAGAGAGCACCAAAUCCAAAAGACUAAACAUAAAACUUCAAUAAAACAAAGAAUCUUAGAGAAAUAUGGUGGAGAGGAAUAUCUACAAUCACCACCGGCCGAAUUGGUUUAUGGACAAUCAGAGAGAUACGUUGAAUAUUCUCGAGACGGAAAACCAAAAAUCGAACCACCGAAGACCAUAAUUAGUUCUAGAUACGAGGAAGAUGUUCAUCCAAAUAAUCACAAAUCCGUUUGGGGCUCUUUUUAUAACGUCAAGACUCAAAAAUGGGGCUACAAAUGUUGUCAUGUAACAAUGAAAAACGCUUAUUGCGUUGGAUCUGCUGGAAUCUCUUAUUAAUUCAACUUAACUGGUUAAUUGUUCACAUCAUUCACAUAUCAGGUUAUCCAAAAUAAAAUUUGAUAGAGAUCGAGGGUAACACCUUAAGGGCCUUAAUGAUGGCGAUGAUUACAGAUGACCAGUAGUAGUAAUUGAAGAAAUGAAAUGUCGUUACAUUAAUCAUUACAUCUUAAUGAAAACGAUUUCAUCUCAAUUCUUUAAAUUAAAUACCAACCAACUGACCAAAUGGAAUAAAACAAAAAUAAAUAAA
Panonychus citri (citrus red mite) is the source of this 1612-nucleotide messenger RNA. Its product is annotated as pre-mRNA-splicing factor SLU7-like. Gene Ontology annotation, cellular component: spliceosomal complex. The record is from RefSeq and is a predicted model, not a curated record. The transcript has a single exon. The coding region runs from base 76 to 1362 and encodes 428 amino acids. Lineage: Eukaryota; Metazoa; Arthropoda; Arachnida; Trombidiformes; Tetranychidae. Gene Ontology annotation, biological process: mRNA splicing, via spliceosome. Gene Ontology annotation, molecular function: zinc ion binding; pre-mRNA 3'-splice site binding.